AGGCUGCUCGAGGAAACUGGCUGGGCAGGGUAGCUCUGUGAAAUCAGCGUCUUUUAGCAACAUUAAGCGGUAUUAACAGGUCUAAAACGUUUCAAAAUAAAAGUAUUCCGUUUACUUGAAAACAAUACCACACAGUAUAUUUUGGUUGAGCAGCUAGCAAAUCAAAUUGUAUUUGUUACAUGCUUUGUAAACCAAGACAAAAAAGACAAGGCCGAUGGUAAAGUCUACUUCUGGAGAAACCCUGACAAAAGAGGUCCUGCUCCCCCUCUCCAAGACAGACGCAGGAGGGAUGCCGCUUACUUCUAUCCACCCUUGUCUGAUCAACGCUCUACAACCAGCGCCUCAUCGGCUUCCAGCGGUAGUUCUUUUAUUCAACGAGAGACUGGACGGACGGAAGGGCGGAGGAGGCCGCAGGCACACGCGCAUCGAUGAGAUGUCGCACCCGACGGGAUAAUCUGUAAUGGCUACUACUGAGAAUGCAGAGACGUGUUCACCAGAAAACAAAGGAGGCCAUCAUGGGAGUGCUGCCCCAGACACAAAGUGCCCAAAGAAAGUCCAGUAUUGUGGCGUGUGCUCCUUGCCAACAGAGUACUGUGAGUACAUGCCUGAGCCAUCCAAAUGCAGGCAGUGGCUGGAGAAGAACUUCCCAGAUGUGUUUGCCAGGAUGAGUGUAGGUCCGGUAGGAAAUGCUUCCAAGCAGGACACUGGCGGUGUAGAGGUGCCCCUUGUUGGAGAGGAGGAUGAAAAGAAGAAGCAGAAGAGAGAUCAUCUGUAAUGGCUACUACUGAGAAUGCAGAGACGUGUUCAUCAGAAAACAAAGGAGGCCAUCAUGGGAGUGCUGCCCCAGACACACAGUGCCCAAAGAAAGUCCAGUAUUGUGGCGGCAAGAACUACUGGGCAUUUUCCGAAAUGACACCCUAUUCCCUAUUCUUCACGGACCUCCCGGUCACGGCCGGUUGCGACAGAGCCUGGGCGCAGAGUCUCUCGUGGCACAGCUGGCGCUGCAGUACAGCGCCCUUAACCACUGCCCCACCCAGGAGGCCCAAUGGCACCCUAUUCUAGUGAUCUAUACAUGCUCAUGGCCAAUUCCUAAAACAUUGAUUUGCGGUAUCACAUGAUUGUCAAGGUCUAACACCUCUGUUGUUAGUUUUCCAGUGUGCUCCUUGCCAACAGAGUACUGUGAGUACAUGCCUGAGCCAUCCAAAUGCAGGCAGUGGCUGGAGAAGAACUUCCCAGAUGUGUUUGCCAGGAUGAGUGUAGGAAAUGCUUCCAAGCAGGACACUGGCGGUGUAGAGGUGCCCCUUGUUGGAGAGGAGGAUGAAAAGAAGAAGCAGAAGAGAGGUGGAUGACGACAUCAUUGAAGAUCUUGGAGAAGUCAAGAAGUGAAGACCCGACGUGCACUUUUACUGAAAAUGGACGCAACAUGUAACAACCUGGCCAAAUGUACACAUUAACAUUAAAAAGGAGUCGUUUUAUAUCUAUUUUAUUUACUGUAUAGAAACUGUGGACUUGGCCACUCCCUUUUGGCAUUUUUCAGUUCUUGAUAGCUGCUGCCUGUCUCUCUCAGUCGCCAAAGGUCUGGUCUGAUGUGAUUCCUUCCCAAACGCUUUUCAAUCAGCAAAAUUUUAGGGUAAUAAAUGUCGCUCAUUCACUUGCUCA
This is a messenger RNA of Oncorhynchus nerka (sockeye salmon), 1659 nucleotides long. Its product is annotated as density-regulated protein-like. Lineage: Eukaryota; Metazoa; Chordata; Actinopteri; Salmoniformes; Salmonidae. Gene Ontology annotation, molecular function: mRNA binding. Gene Ontology annotation, biological process: translation reinitiation; formation of translation preinitiation complex. The record is from RefSeq and is a predicted model, not a curated record. The transcript is spliced from 7 exons. Bases 461 to 775 code for a protein of 104 amino acids.